Molecule: messenger RNA, 641 nt
Organism: Colias croceus (clouded yellow)
Lineage: Eukaryota; Metazoa; Arthropoda; Insecta; Lepidoptera; Pieridae
Gene: Snapin
Product: SNAPIN protein homolog
Exons: 3
Coding region: 186-626 (146 amino acids)
Biological process (GO): lysosome localization; regulation of synaptic vesicle exocytosis; lysosome organization
Cellular component (GO): BORC complex; synaptic vesicle; BLOC-1 complex
Molecular function (GO): SNARE binding
Source: RefSeq, a predicted model, not a curated record
GGUACCUACCCUUACCUAUCCUACGUAAGGCCUAACCUGUGGGAUGCCUGUGGGCCUAACUUUAUUCUCAUAAAAUAUUUUUGUUGAUAAUUGAAGAAUUAACAACUAUUUUAAUUUGACUAUCGACUGUAGUAUUAUAUCCAGCGGUGUUUGUAUAGAUCAUCAGGUACGGAAUAAGGCAUAUAAUGGAUGACACAGAAAGCACUACUACAUCGGCUGACGAGAACACUGGUAACUUAUGCGAUAAUCCCACGAGAGAUACUCUAGCUGAAGGCUUACUUGGUGUUUUAAAACCUAAAGUUGACCAACUCGACGACAGAGUUAGAGCUACAAGGAUAUGUCAAAUAGAACUUAAACAACGGAUAGAUUCAUUAAAUGAAGAAUUACAGAGAGUUCAAGAAGCUCUGAACAAUCACCCAGAUUUAGAUCCUUAUGUGAAAAAACUAAUAGCUUGCAAGCAUAAAGUGACUGUUGUUCUGAAUGUAUUACAAGCAUCACAGGAUAGACUAAAUGAAAUACGACAAAUGAUAAACAAAGAAAAGACGGUCCGUACAGUGCCCGAGGUAAUCAGUGAGCCAGAACAGAGUACCAGUAGUGUGGUCACCAGUCAAGGGAGCAUAAAUUAGCACAAUGGAGACCCC